CAGGUCAACUUCCAAGAUGUUACCCAAAUCGUACAUGUGGUCUGGUACUUCAGAUGAUACAUCUACAUUUGUGCAUGGGAGGUUGGUGUCCAAGCUGCUUUUCAUCACCGUUUCUAAACAGCAUUGAUUUACCAGUUACGGAAAAUGUUCUCCCCAGUGCACACAGAAGGCUGGCUAUCGGGAACAUUAAAUGGGAGCUCGUCAUCAAAACCUUCAUGUUUUAUGUAAGUGCCUUUUGCUUCUUCUUGCUGCAACUGAGUACAGACCAGCUGGAUUGUAAGGUGUCUUGAAAUCAUGGAGGGACUUCUUCAUUAUAUCAAUCCAGCACACUCCAUUUCCCUUCUGAGCUCCUUGAAUGAGCAACGUCUGAAAGGACAGCUGUGUGAUGUUGUUUUAAUAGUAGGUGACCAAAAAUUCAGAGCUCAUAAGAAUGUACUUGCUGCAAGUAGUGAAUAUUUCCACAGUUUAUUCACUAAAAAGGAGAAUGAAUCUUUGUCAGUCUUCCAGGUUGAUUUUUGUGAAUCAGACGCUUUUGAUAAUGUGUUGACUUAUUUAUACUCCUCCUCCCUCAUUGUGGAAAAAGGUGGACUUGCAGCAGUGCAGGAACUUGGAUACAGCCUUGGUAUUUCUUUUCUAACUAACAUUCUUUCCAAGACACCUCAAGGCCCAUACUUUGCGGGCACUAGUAAAAAGGUAUUAGCAGAUGAUGAUAACAGUGCUUCUCAACAAAGAAGUGUCAUCGUGUGUCAAAGCCAAACUGAAACACAAGAAAAGAAAAAUGAACUUGUGUACAGAGAUGCCAAAACCCCACAUCUGAGCAUAAAUAAAAUAGCUUCAGACAGACCUCAAGCCACAAAACCCAAUGAGCUACCUCCGGCACCACCCUUAACUCGGGGCAGGUACAUGAAAGAGAGCAGCACCCUUGCUUCUGCAAAAUUCAGUGAAUUUUCAAAGUCAUUGGAUGAUCAGAGUAUUCCUGGUUCCGGGAAAAGAAAUGCAGCAUCCACACAGACAGCAAUCAGUAUUUCAGAAACUAGUGAAGAAAGUCCUGUUUUGUCUGACGCAACUAAUAAGGGAAAGCACUUAUUAAUUUCUACAAAUAUUCCAUUGCUUCCUUCAGCAUUAUCCUUUCAUAGUUCAUCAAAGGCUAUACUUUUACCAAAGGGAAGAGGAAAGGCAAGUAGUACUAAUCAGGGAGGAGACGGAAACGUGCCAUUUCACUCAGAAUUAAUGUCUUCAUCCUCUACUGGUGUAUCUGAAUGUAAAGGCAUUGAUAGGAGUGGUCCACUUGUUAAAAGUCUUCUCCGUAGAUCUUUAUCCAUGGAUAGCGAAGUUCCCUUGUCUUCUGUUGCUUUUGAGACAAAAGCUACACCAGCUGCAGCUGUUUCUUCAAGUAGUCCAACAGAAACUUCAGAAGCUGCUGGGUCUGAUAAAGAAAAGGCAUGUACAAGUGGCAAGGCAGAGUCAUUAAAACCUCGGCGCUUACGAUCAUUCACCACCAACCAGGCAACUGAAAAAAAAGACUCUUCUAGUAAACUUCAGCAAGAAGUGAAAAAUGAACCUCCCAGUCCUCACUCUGAGCCCAAAAGCCCACCUACCCCUGAUCCAUCAGAAAUUAUACAGGUGACAGUAGGAGGAUCUUCUCCAGCCACUACUCAUGAAAGUUACAAAAGUUUACUUAGAAUUCCUUACAAAAGGAGAUUACAGACAGAUAGAAGGCUUUCCUUUAAAAGAACAAGGAAUACCAGUGAGUUACCUGGACGUUUUCAAGAAAGUUCUAGUUCUUCCAGUUUAGAUACUGGCCAUUCAAUUUCCGAUCAAAGCAGAGAGGAACAUGAGUCUGAGGAAGCAAAUGUCAACAAAAAGUUUAAAUGCAGAAAUUGCAUUAAGAUUUUCAGAUCUACAGCUGGCCUUAACCGUCAUGUGAAUAUGUACCAUAACCCAGAGAAACCAUACUCUUGUGAUAUUUGUUACAAACGAUUUCAUACAAAUUUCAAAGUGUGGACACAUUGCCAAACUCAGCAUGGUAUUGUUAAAAAUCCAUCUCCUGCAUCUGGUGCAUCUGGCAAUGCCACUGUUCUGGAUGAAAAAUAUCAGAGGAAGCUUACUGACAUAGUAAGGGAAAGAGAAAUUAAAAAGGCUUUAAUAGCCAAACUUCGACGUGGCAGACAUGGCCUUCAAGGACAGUCUAUUUCCCAGGCUUCACAUAUCAUUAAGAAAAACUUUAAAUCUCGAAAUAAAGGGGCCUAUAUCUGCACUUAUUGUGGAAAGCUGUACCGUUUUCUUUCACAGUUUAGACAGCAUCUCAAAAUGCAUUCAGGAGAGAAAGCAGGAGAAAACAGUAGGCCAAUCAAGCCAAAAAUUUCAAAUCAUACUGAACAAACUGAAGAAAGACUGCCAUAUGAAUGCCGACUUUGUCAUAGUAGGUUUUCUUCACUGACAGAACAUACUCACCAUGAGAGGUUAUGCAGUAAUGCUACAGUCUGCCCAUACUGCAGUUUGCGGUUUUCAAAUCCACAGCUUAAACAAGAGCAUAAAGCACAGUGUGAGUACAAGAAACUUACCUGUCUUGAGUGUUUGCGUACCUUUAAAUCCUCUUUUAGUAUUUGGCGCCAUCAGGUAGAAGUACAUAAUCAGAACACAAUGGCGCCAACAGAAAAUUUAUCCCUGCCUCUCACUGACCACAAUGGUGACAUUCCUAGCACAGUGAAAGUGAGACCUGCAGAAAGCAGCAAAAUGGGUAGAGCAGCUUCUUCAAAGGAUGUUGUUGUUUUCAACGAUUCUACAGAACAAGUAAAUUUUGAUUCAGAAGAUUCUUCUUGUAUUCCUGAAGAUCUUUCUCUUUCUAAACACUUUAACAUUUUGGUUAAAGAUGAACCUGCAGAUGAUUUGGAAGAUGAUGUGUCUGAAUCCAGUGUGGAGCAUAAGGAUGUAGGUUCCAAUACAGAUCAAGGGAUAUGGACAUGUGAAAAAUGUGGGAAAAUUUUUACUGUCCUCAAACAGCUUGAACGCCAUCAAGAACUUCUGUGCUCAGUAAAGCCAUUUGUCUGCCACAUCUGUAACAAGGCUUUCCGUACCAACUUUCGUCUAUGGAGUCACUUUCAAACACAUUUGUCUCAGGGUAUUGAUGAACAUACAAGUAAGGAACCUGACCCCCAUCUGUCUUCAAGCUCUCCCUCCCCUCCUCCAGGGCCUCCACCACCACCACCUCCUCCACCAAUCCCACCUUUGGAACCUGAUAGCCCCCCAAGGUUUUCCCCUAAAAAUGAAACAAAUGACAAAUUGUUUGCACCACAGGAAUCGGAUACUUUAUUCUACCAUGCACCACCAUUAUCAGCAAUCACUUUCAAGAGGCAGUACAUGUGCAAACUUUGCCACAGAACCUUCAAGACUGCUUUUAGUUUGUGGAGCCAUGAACAGACUCACACUUAGCUGGUCAGUGGGAUUUUGCUAUAUUACAUUCAGCAAGAUGUUUCAGCCAUCUCAGAGAAUGUAAUUUGUAUUAAAAGGAAGUAAAGUAUGAUAGGUCAUAGCAGAUGUUCAUGCUGUAAGAAUAUCAGAAUCUGGCUAAAGAAACAUUGCUUACAGUAGGUUGAAUUUAUUGAACCACUUUUUUCUCUGCCAAUAAUUUAAAGUGAAAUGCUUUGGAACUGGCAGGUUAUUUUAACUGAUAUUCAGAAUACAAACAUUUUAGUGUGGUUUUGCCACAGCUGUACUGAUAACUGUUGCAGUGAAUUAGACUGUGUCACUUUAUUACACUAGAUAUAACCCAAGUUGUUUCUUUUUCUGGCAAGAGUUAUGAGUAACAGUCUUAUAUAUAGUUAGGCCUGAUUCUUUUGACUGUGCAAAAGAUUGCUAUACUAGUCAGGAAUUCAGUAGUCAGUAGCAAUAAACAGUAAACUUAACCCAGCACAUUGAAGGAGAUUUUUUGUACUUUUUUAAUAAAUGCCAGAUAUUAAGACACAUCAGCUUUGUUACAUGAAGAAUGCGUAUUCAUGAAGAGGAAUUUUGGCUUAGUAAUAUUAAUGCAUCUUUUCAAUGAAUUGUUUAGCUUUGAACUGGACAGUAUUUGUUAACUAUGCUGAAAUUUGCUGUGGUGAAAACAUGCAGACGUACAGUAAAAAAACGGAUCUUUCGUGCUUAAGGAUAAAGCAAUUAGCAGAACACACUCAUGUUACUUAGAAAAUAAAACAGUACUGAGUUAAUUUUCCUUUUGCUUUGUACACCAUGGUUGUGCUUUGAGUUAACUUUGUUUUCCUUUCCAUACUUAUUGAGUCAGGUCUUGCUCUGUAACAUAAUAAAAGUAGCCAAAUUCA
Protopterus annectens (West African lungfish) is the source of this 4316-nucleotide messenger RNA. It is a transcript of the gene ZBTB21, whose product is annotated as zinc finger and BTB domain containing 21. The record is from RefSeq and is a predicted model, not a curated record. The coding region runs from base 295 to 3432 and encodes 1045 amino acids. Gene Ontology annotation, biological process: regulation of transcription by RNA polymerase II. The transcript has 3 exons. NCBI's taxonomy places the organism in Eukaryota, Metazoa, Chordata, Ceratodontiformes, Protopteridae. Gene Ontology annotation, molecular function: protein binding; RNA polymerase II cis-regulatory region sequence-specific DNA binding; DNA-binding transcription factor activity, RNA polymerase II-specific. Gene Ontology annotation, cellular component: nucleus.